Molecule: messenger RNA, 1558 nt
Organism: Neltuma alba
Lineage: Eukaryota; Viridiplantae; Streptophyta; Magnoliopsida; Fabales; Fabaceae
Product: auxin-responsive protein IAA8
Exons: 7
Coding region: 146-1243 (365 amino acids)
Biological process (GO): regulation of DNA-templated transcription
Cellular component (GO): nucleus
Source: RefSeq, a predicted model, not a curated record
UCCGUCUUCUCUCUCUCUCUCUCUCACAGCUACUCUCUGUGUAUGCUCACUCAAUCGCUCAUCUCUUCUUCCGUUUCUUCUUCAUCUUUCUGAUCUGCUAAUUGUACAGGCCAUACAAAAUUGGGUGACUACCGCUUGAAUUGUGAUGUCUGCGCCGCUGCUCGGCAUAGGCGAGGAAGAAGGUAAAACCAAUGCUACUUUGCUGGUUUCCUCAACUGCGGCUGAAAAUGGACUCCUCAAUGCCACAGAGUUAAAAGAACGCAACUAUAUGGGAUUAUCUGAUUCUUCUUCUGUGGACAGCUCAGUCCUGUCCUUCUCAGAUGAGACUAAAAGUAACCUAAACCUAAAAGCCACAGAGCUGAGGCUUGGCCUUCCAGGAUCUCAGUCUCCUGACCGGGACUCAGAUCUCUGCUUGAGAAGCUCAGCUCAGCUGAAUGAGAAACCCUUGUUUCCAUUGCGCCCAUUGACUGAUGAUCACCACUCUUCAACAAAGACUGCUGUUUUGGGCAGCAAGAGAGGGUUCUCAGAUGCCAUGAAUGGUUUCUCAGAGGCAAAAUUUCUUGCUGAUUCAGAGGCCAAUAAUGUACUGUCCCCCAGGCCUUCUCAUAACAUGGGAUUGAAAACUAGUGGUGUGCUUGAGAAUCUCGGGGCUCAAGCCAAAGCCAAAGAAGUAACACCAACAAAGGCAAAACUUGAGAGGCCUCAUUCUGUCAAGGAAACUAGAGCAAACCUCGAAGGUUCUGCCAAUAACAAUAGCAAUGCACCAGCUACCAAGGCCCAAGUUGUGGGUUGGCCUCCUAUAAGAUCAUUCAGGAAGAAUUCACUGGCUACUACUUCAAAGAAUACUGAAGAAGGAGAUGGAAAAGCAGGAUCUGGUGCGCUGUUCAUCAAAGUCAGUAUGGAUGGUGCUCCAUAUUUAAGGAAGGUAGAUUUGAAGAACUACUCCGCAUAUCCAGAACUUUCAUCUGCACUGGAGAAGAUGUUCAGCUGUUUUACCAUAGGUCAAUAUGGCUCUCAUGGAACUCUAGGCAGGGAGAUUUUAAAUGAAAGCAAGCUGAAGGAUCUGCUUCAUGGGUCUGAAUAUGUUCUAACCUAUGAGGACAAAGAGGGGGACUGGAUGCUUGUGGGUGAUGUUCCGUGGGAGAUGUUCAUUGAUACAUGCAGGAGGCUGAGGAUCAUGAAAAGUUCCGAUGCCAUUGGUCUUGCUCCAAGGGCUGUGGAAAAAAGCAAGAGUAGGAGCUAGGCAGCCUCACUCAUCACGUUCUAUCCAACUGUCUUUCUGAUUGAAAGCUUCAAACUAGGCGGUAAAGCGAACAAGGACAUGAAUCGGAUUUGCAUCAAGCUGCCUUACUUAUUCCUAUUUACUGUUUGUGUGUUUCCUAUUGUCAUGCCAUUUAUGUUCAGUAACUUUUUGAUUCAAGACUGUCCGACACGUUAUGAAACCCCCCGCAAGACAUUUAUUAUGGGAGUGCUUAUGUUGUUAUAUCCUACGUGCCUAAGUUCCUGAUGUGAGAUGCAGGAAUCUCUAGUAUGUAAAUUGCAUUGUUGCUUCGACACG